Molecule: messenger RNA, 690 nt
Organism: Perognathus longimembris pacificus (Pacific pocket mouse)
Lineage: Eukaryota; Metazoa; Chordata; Mammalia; Rodentia; Heteromyidae
Gene: Rex1bd
Product: required for excision 1-B domain containing
Exons: 5
Coding region: 24-476 (150 amino acids)
Source: RefSeq, a predicted model, not a curated record
GCGCGUAGCCACGCUGGGCAGACAUGAUCGCCGCGGCCCCCGUCCCCGCUUCGCCAGGAGGUGCAGGGGACUCAGCGUGGCCCUGGAAGGACGCCCGGCUCGGGACGCUGGUGCUGCGCAUACAGCAGCUGCAGGCGGAGCGCGCGCAGGCCUUCCGCCAGCUGGAGGGCGCACACCGCGAGUACCUGCGCAGCGGCCCGCACUACGACUUCCCGCGCUACCGGAGUGCCGUACACGAGGUGACCCAGGCCUUUGCCGCCGCCUCCCGGGAAGUGUUGGCGGUGGAAGCGGAGCUGUCCGGGCCCCGCGCACAGCCGCUGCUCGCCGGCCACGUGCGCAAACUGCAGCAGUUGGAGCAGACGCGCUUGGCCGCGGUGGCCCAACUGCAGCUGCUGGGGACGCCAGAGCUGACCGGAGGGCAGGAGGACACUGAGCAGGCCCAUCAGCUAAAAAUGACUUCCCAUCCGCUCUUGUAGGGUAAUUAAAACCAUGGAAGCGAUCAGCGAGGUUCUGCAGGACCUCAGGUUUGAUUCGGAAUCUGCCGAGUGAUGGCGGGUCCCCAGAGACGAGCUGAGGGAAAGGGGAAAUGAGGCCCGUGGCGGCCUGCCCAGCCCUGACCGCCAGCUAGCCGAGGUCGUGCCCCAGGACUCUGCUUCAAACCGUGCCCUAAUAAAGCUCUUCCUCUAUACA